Folsomia candida is the source of this 1604-nucleotide messenger RNA. RefSeq names its product 26S proteasome regulatory subunit 4 (gene Rpt2). Gene Ontology annotation, molecular function: proteasome-activating activity; ATP binding; ATP hydrolysis activity. The transcript has 7 exons. Gene Ontology annotation, cellular component: proteasome regulatory particle, base subcomplex. The record is from RefSeq and is a predicted model, not a curated record. Gene Ontology annotation, biological process: proteasome-mediated ubiquitin-dependent protein catabolic process. Lineage: Eukaryota; Metazoa; Arthropoda; Collembola; Entomobryomorpha; Isotomidae. Bases 159 to 1478 code for a protein of 439 amino acids.
AUUUAGAGGACGAAAUCCUUAUUCAGUCAGACCCAUUCUCCUUUUCACGUCAAUUUCAGCAGGUUUUUGUGAAUUUAAAAAAUAUUAAAAAUUUUACAGUUGAUGCGAAGUUUAUAGGUGUGAAAUUUGUUUGAUUUACUAGUUGGGCUGAGUUGAGUAUGGGUCAAAACCAAUCCAACGCCCCGGGAGGGUCUGGCGACCGGAAGGGAGAUAAGGAAAAGAAACGCUACGAACCCCCAGUUCCCACACGGGUUGGAAAGAGGAGGAAGAAGGCCAAGGGACCAGAUGCCGCACAAAAGUUGCCACAAGUCACGCCGCAUCAACGUUGUCGCCUGAAGUUGUUAAAGCAAGAGCGGAUCAAGGAUUACUUAUUAAUGGAGGAAGAAUUCAUCAAGAACCAGGAGCGACUCAAGCCACAGGAUGAGAAGAAUGAAGAGGAAAGAUCCAAGGUGGACGAUUUGCGAGGAACUCCCAUGUCUGUGGGAAGUUUAGAGGAAAUUAUUGAUGAUAACCAUGCCAUCGUAUCGACCUCUGUGGGAUCUGAGCAUUAUGUGUCGAUUCUGUCCUUUGUGGAUAAGGAUCAGUUGGAACCUGGAUGUGCCGUUCUGCUUAACCAUAAGGUCCAUGCCGUUGUGGGAGUCUUAUCGGAUGACACGGAUCCAAUGGUUACCGUAAUGAAGUUAGAGAAAGCACCUCAAGAGACUUAUGCAGACAUUGGAGGACUGGACACUCAAAUUCAGGAGAUCAAAGAAUCUGUAGAACUUCCUCUCACGCAUCCCGAGUACUACGAGGAAAUGGGAAUUCGACCACCAAAAGGAGUCAUUCUUUAUGGUCCACCAGGAACUGGGAAAACUUUGUUGGCGAAAGCUGUAGCAAAUCAGACUUCUGCUACCUUCCUUCGUGUCGUUGGGUCUGAAUUGAUCCAAAAGUAUUUGGGGGAUGGUCCAAAACUUGUCCGUGAACUGUUCCGUGUGGCUGAGGAGCACGCUCCCUCAAUCGUCUUCAUUGACGAGAUUGACGCAGUGGGAACUAAACGUUAUGACUCCAAUUCUGGUGGAGAGCGAGAAAUCCAACGAACCAUGUUAGAACUGCUCAACCAACUUGACGGGUUUGAUUCUCGUGGGGACGUUAAGGUCAUCAUGGCCACCAACCGUAUUGAAACUCUAGACCCAGCCCUCAUCCGCCCCGGUCGGAUUGAUCGAAAAAUCGAGUUCCCUCUUCCAGAUGAGAAGACUAAACGCCGGAUUUUCUCCAUCCACACUGCUCGUAUGACCCUUGCCCCUGAUGUACAUCUGGAUGAUUUAGUUAUGUCGAAGGAUGACUUGUCCGGCGCAGACAUUAAGGCCAUUUGCACUGAAGCUGGUUUAAUGGCUUUACGAGAGCGUCGCAUGAGGGUGACAAAUGAAGACUUCAAGAAAUCAAAGGAAAAUGUGCUUUACAGAAAGAAAGAAGGAACUCCUGAAGGAUUAUAUUUGUAACCGGUUUUUUAUCAUUAUUAAUUUCUCAAUUAUUCCUCCAGUUAAUAGAAUUACCAAAAUUUCAAACAUUUGUAAUAAUCACAUGCAGUAGUGAAUAUAAAUAAAUCCCAAUUUUUUGACAUUCAA